Molecule: messenger RNA, 652 nt
Organism: Cornus florida
Lineage: Eukaryota; Viridiplantae; Streptophyta; Magnoliopsida; Cornales; Cornaceae
Product: V-type proton ATPase subunit e1
Exons: 4
Coding region: 199-411 (70 amino acids)
Biological process (GO): proton transmembrane transport
Cellular component (GO): proton-transporting V-type ATPase, V0 domain
Molecular function (GO): proton-transporting ATPase activity, rotational mechanism
Source: RefSeq, a predicted model, not a curated record
GUUCUACUACUUGACACGUGUCCAAACUCGAUGGAUCAGAAUCGUUUAUUGUACUCCGACAAAGACGCUGGUUAAUCAAAAACAUCGAUCUAGUAAAGUAAGGUCCAGUCGACGACCUUCGGAUCACCGGAAGAAACAUCGCCGAUCGCCGGAGAUUAAGAAGUUUCGCUGCUUGUCGGUCGGUGAGAUCCAAUCAAUAUGGGUUUUCUGGUAACAACCCUAAUUUUUCUUGUGAUCGGGAUCAUUGCCUCUCUUUGUACAAGAAUAUGCUGCAACAAAGGGCCCUCUGCAAAUCUGUUCCAUUUGACGUUGGUUAUUACAGCAACAGUAUGCUGUUGGAUGAUGUGGGCAAUCGUAUACCUCGCGCAGAUGAAACCACUCAUAGUCCCAAUUUUGAGUGAAGGAGAGUGAGCGGCUCUGGGAAAGAACAUGUACAAUCCUCUAUGUGGCCAUCAUUGUUGAUCAUGAAUUGGUUUGGAGAUUGAGGAUAAACUUAAUCCAGGUCUCGUAGAGUUUCAAAGGUCAUGUGUGCAACUUUUAUUGAUGAUAAGAAAUUUAAAUUGGUUUUGCAUUAUUAACUCUCUACCUGCUGUAUUCAGAUAAAUUAGUUCUUUAUAAAAUAUCUACUGGCACAGAUAAACUUGUUUAUCAA